CCCGGAUGUCGAGAAGGCGCGCGCCGAGGCCGCGGCGGUGAAGACCUGCCGCUGAGACCCUUGGGAGGCAGCGCUCGCGCGGGAGUGCGCAGGCGCAGACGGCCGGCCCCCUCUCGAAGGUUGAUAGUCUUCAGCUGGAAUGGAUUGGGAGCUGAAAAAGAGAAAUCAUAAGUCAAGGACAAAAACAGGCUAACAUGACUGGUACCAUUAUAAUAUAGUGAGCCACCCCUUUUCUAAAGAAGAGCCCAAAGGAAGACUGGUCAUCUCUUGUAAAUCUCAAAACCAUGGCUCAGGGAUCAGUGUCAUUCAAAGAUGUGACUGUGGACUUCAGUCAGGAGGAGUGGCAGCACCUGGAUCCUGCUCAGAAGACACUCUACAUGGAUGUAAUGUUGGAAAACUAUUGCCAUCUCAUUUCUGUGGGGUGUCACAUGACCAAGCCUGAUGUGAUCCUCAAAUUGGAACGAGGAGAAGAACCGUGGACAUCAUUUAAAGGUCAUACCUGCUUAGAAGAAAACUGGAAAGCCGAAGACUUUUUAUUGAAAUUCAAGGAACAGCAAGAUAAGUAUUCUAGAUCAGUUAUAUUAAUCAACCACAAAAAGCUGGUUAACGAGAACGGUAGUACAUGUGAAAAGACAUUUACUUUAAGUAAAAACCCUAUUAAUUCAAAAAAGCUACCUCCUGAAUAUGACACUCAUGAAAAGAUUUUUAAAAAUGUUUCAGAAUUAAUCAUCAGUAAUCUAAGUCCUACAAGGAGACUUAGUGAGUGUAAUGGGUAUGGGAAAUCACUCCUCAAUUCUAAACCAGAGACAGCUCACUCUGGAGUCAAAUCUCAUAAUCAACGUGGGAGGACCAUCAGUCAUAAUGAAAUGAUCACACAGUAUCAUAAGAUGGAAACUCCAGCACAGUCAUUUGAAUAUAAUGACUGUGAGAAAGCCUUUCUUAAAAGAGGAGGCCCAAUUACACAUAGUAGAACUUAUAGAAGGGGAAACACAUCUGAUUAUAAUAAAAGAAGAAGAACAGCCAAUAUUGAAAAAAAGCAUACAUGCACUGAAUGUGGGAAGUCCUUUUGCAGGAAAUCAGUAUUGAUUCUGCAUCAGGGAAUUCACACAGAAGAAAAACCCUAUCAGUGUCAUCAGUGUGGAAAUUCAUUUAGGAGGAAAUCCUAUCUCAUUGAUCAUCAGAGAACUCACACAGGAGAGAAACCCUUUGUUUGUAAUGAAUGUGGUAAAUCUUUCCGCCUAAAGACAGCCCUCACUGAUCAUCAGCGAACACAUACAGGGGAGAAAUCAUAUGAAUGUCCACAAUGUAGGAAUGCCUUUAGAUUGAAAUCACACCUCAUUCGUCAUCAGAGAACUCACACAGGAGAGAAACCAUAUGAGUGUAGUGACUGUGGGAAGUCUUUCCGCCAGAAGACAACACUCUCCCUACAUCAGAGAAUUCAUACAGGAGAAAAACCCUAUAUUUGUAAAGAAUGUGGAAAGUCCUUUCAUCAGAAGGCAAACCUUACUGUACAUCAAAGAACUCAUACAGGGGAAAAACCCUAUAUUUGUAAUGAAUGUGGGAAAUCCUUCUCCCAGAAGACAACCCUUGCUCUUCAUGAGAAGACUCAUAAUGAAGAGAAACCUUAUAUUUGUAAUGAAUGUGGAAAAUCCUUCCGCCAGAAGACAACCCUCGUGGCACAUCAGAGAACACAUACAGGGGAAAAAUCCUAUGAAUGUCCUCACUGUGGGAAGGCUUUUAGAAUGAAGUCAUACCUCAUUGAUCAUCACAGAACUCACACAGGAGAGAAACCAUAUGAAUGUAAUGAAUGUGGAAAAUCCUUCAGUCAGAAGACAAAUCUCAAUUUACAUCAGAGAAUCCACACAGGAGAGAAACCUUAUAUUUGUAAUGAAUGUGGGAAGUCUUUUCGCCAGAAAGCAACCCUCACUGUACAUCAGAAAAUACAUACAGGGCAGAAAUCCUAUGAAUGCCCUCAGUGUGGGAAAGCCUUUAGCAGGAAAUCAUAUCUCAUUCAUCAUCAAAGAACUCAUACAGGAGAGAAACCAUACAAGUGUAAUGAAUGUGGGAAGUGCUUCCGCCAGAAGACAAAUCUCAUUGUACAUCAGAGAACUCACACAGGGGAGAAACCUUAUAUGUGUAAUGAAUGUGGUAAGUCUUUCACAUUCAGCCGUGGCUCACACCUUACUCAACAUCAGAAAACUCAUACUGGUGAAAAGCCCUUUGAAUGUAAGGAAUGUGGGAAGGCCUUCAGUCGUGCCUCACACCUUGUUCAACAUCAGAGAAUUCAUACAGGUGAGAAACCUUAUGACUGCAAGGAGUGUGGGAAGGCCUUCGGUCGAACUUCCGAACUCAUUCUCCAUCAGAGACUUCAUACAGGUGUCAAACCUUAUGAAUGUAAAGAAUGUGGAAAGACCUUUCGACAGCAUUCACAACUUAUUCUGCAUCAUAGGACUCAUACAGGUGAGAAACCCUACGUCUGUAAAGACUGUGGCAAGGCUUUUAUUCGUGGCUCACAACUUACUGUUCAUCGGCGAAUUCAUACAGGUGCUAGACCCUAUCAGUGUAAAGAAUGUGGGAAGGCCUUUAGACAGCAUUCACAACUUACCGUACAUCAGAGAAUUCAUACCGGGGAGAAACCCUAUGAAUGUAAGGAAUGUGGCAAGGGCUUUAUUCAUAGCUCAGAAGUUACUCGACAUCAAAGAAUUCAUUCUGGGGAGAAACCCUAUGAAUGUAAAGAAUGCGGGAAGGCCUUUAGACAGCAUGCACAGCUUACACGACAUCAGAGAGUUCAUACAGGUGACAGACCCUAUGAGUGUAAGGACUGUGGAAAAGCCUUCAGUCGUAGUUCAUACCUUAUUCAGCAUCAAAGAAUUCAUACAGGUGACAAGCCCUAUGAAUGCAAGGAAUGUGGGAAAGCCUUUAUUCGUGUUUCACAGCUGACUCAUCACCAGCGAAUUCAUACUUGUGAGAAACCCUAUCAAUGUAGGGAAUGUGGAAUGGCCUUCAUUCGUAGUUCACAACUUACUGAACAUCAAAGAAUUCAUCCUGGUAUCAAACCUUAUGAAUGUAGAGAAUGUGGGCAGGCCUUUAUUCUUGGCUCACAGCUCAUCGAACACUACCGAAUUCAUACUGGCUAGAAAGCCUUGGUGUUCGGGACGUAGGGAAGCCUUUAUGUGGAAUUCAUGCCUCGCUCAAUAGUAAAUAAUGCAUAAUGUAAUGUAAUUAUUGUCAGAGAACCUUCAUUUGUCACUUCCAUUAUGGAACGUCAGGUAACUCAUACCAGAAGAAAAUUCAAUAAAUGUGGGAAUUCUUUUUGCCUCAUACUCACUGUUUACUAAGGGAAUCAGGGAGCUUAUACUGAAAAAAAUUUAAUAUGACUAUAGAAAAGCCUCAUAUUACCACUCAAAAUAUAUUAAACUAUGAGAAUUCCUAAUAAAAAAUGACCCUAUUAAAAUAUUUUAUGGCUGUGCCUUUUGCCAUUUACCUUAUUUAAUUAACAUUAUCUCACUUCCACCAAUAUAUUGACUAUACAACAUUGCACAAAUUAUGCAGUGUCUGAGUUCCUCAGUUUAUUUAUUUUUAAGCCGUGAUAAUUAUGUGUAUCUAAUAGAGUUUUUAUGAGGACUGUCAGAAAUUUUACAUAAGCCCAUGCUCAAUAAAUACUAGUUAUUGUCAUUAAUUAAUAACAGUAUUACUGUUAAGGACAUAAGUCCUAGGGUGGCUCAGAUGGUAAAGAAUCUGUCUGCAAUGCCGGAGACCUGGGUUCCAUCCCCAGCUCAGGAAGAUCCCCUGGAGAAGGAAAUGGCAACCCACUCUAGUAUUCUUGCCUGGAGAACCCCAUGGACAGAGGAGCCUGGUGGGCUACAGUCCAUGGGGUCUUAAAGAGUUGGACACGACUGAGCGACUAAGCAUACAUACAUAUUACUGUUAAGGAGUUAGGAGUUCAUGUAAGAGGUGGGCCUUAUGAAUAUAUCAAAUGUGAAAAAACCUUCAAAACCACCUCUUCUGAAAAACAGUAGCAAAGUAAUUAUCAUGAGAAGAUGUUCAUUGAAAGGGUUGUAAAAUUUCAAGAUGAGAAAUGGAACAGAAGAGUAGUCAAAAAAAAUCUGCCCAACUGAGGAAUCUAAAACCACCUCCAAGUAUAACUUCAAGAGAAUCAAAACUAAAAUUACAAACUAGAAGUGAAUGGCAGUGGAUUCUGCAUAUCAAAGCCAGUUCAUGGGACUUCCGUGGUGAUCCAGUGGUUAAGACCCUGUACUUGCACUGCAGGAGGCACGGGUUGGAUCCUGCAUGCCGCCUGAUAUGGUCAAUAAAUAAAUAAACAGUUCAGUGUAACCACAGCUGUACUUCUGUCAGAACCCAAGGUAUAAAAGUAGAUUAAAGGAUCCAAGUAAAUCUCCAGCAUCUACUCCUUGCCAAUCCCAUACUAAACACAUUAAGUGAACAGUCAAUUAAAAGAGGAAAUUAUCACAUCAACCCAAGUUAACAGUAAGAAUGAUUCUUAAAAAUAAAAGAACAAGCCAAUAAAAUCAGAAACAACAGUAGACCUAAACUGAAAGUUAACAGCAGACCUCCCCUGGUGGUCCAGUGGUAAGGAAUCCACCUGCCAGUGUAGGGAACAUGGGUUUGAUCCCUGAUCCAGGGAGAUUCUACAUGCCCCAAGGCAACUAAGCCAGGGUGCCACAACUACUGAGCAGCCCACGCACCACAACUAGAGAAAGCCCAUGGGCAACAUUGAAGACCCACACAGCCAAAAAUAAAAAAAUACAUAAAAUUGUUAAAAAAAAUUUUAAUAGACUUUGAGAAUGCUGAUGUAGGAAAAAAAAAGACAUUUAGCAGUAUGAAGGAGGAGGGGGUGUUUUUAAAAAAUAGCUACUAUGCAUGACUAAUUAUUUAGAAAUCUAGAAAGAAUGGAUUUUUGUAAAAAUAUCAAAAUUGAUUUAAGAAAAUAUGGGAUUUCUGAACAAUCAGUGAUUGUGGAAGAACAUAAAAAGUCAUCCAAGCUCUGUCUCUUUAGAGAAAACAGUUUAACCUACAAAAGCUUAAAGAACAAAUAAUACCUGAGAAAAGCUUGCCAGUUCAUCAUCAAGGCUAAAUAAAAUUAUGAUUAAAGAAACUCAACAAGGAUAGCUUCUGAAGAACAAACUGUAGAUAAUUAUCAUUUGUGAAGAUAAAUAGAAUUCCAGUUAAUUUGAUCCAGUUUAUCAGAAUUAAUUUUAGAUGGAAUGUCUGGAAUUGUACCCAUUUCUGGAUUAAAUACUCAGUUCAGUUCCGUCGCUCAGUCAUGUCCAGCUCUUUACGACUCCAUGAAUGGCACGCCAGGCCUCCCUGUCCAUCACCAACUCCCGGAGUCCACCCAAACCCAUGUCCAUUGAGUCGGUGAUGCCAUCCAACCAUCUCAUCCUCUGUCAUCCCCUUCUCCUCCUGGCCUCAAUCUUUCCCAGCAUCAGGGUCUUUUCAAAUGAGUCAGCUCUUUGCAUCAGGUGGCCAAAGUAUUGGAGUUUCAGCUUCAACAUCAGUCCUUCCAAUGAACACCCAGGACUGAUCUCCUUUAGGAUGGACUGGUUGGAUCUCCUUGCAGUCCAAGGGACUCUCAAGAGUCUUCUCCAACACCACAGUUCAAAAGCAUCAAUUCUUUGGUGCUCAGCUUUCUUUAAAUAUUAGAAUUUUGAUAUUUUAACUCCAGGAUAUGAUGGUGAUGGGGGAAAAGACCUUGAUCCAACUCCAGGAACAUCCAGGUCAGGGCCUGUGAAUGAAUCUGAGAAUCUUAGAAAACACAUUCCCUCAGCCCUCGUAGCCUGGGGCAGAAUACCCAUUGCACCCAGUGUCUGGGGCAGAAUAUUCAUUGCACCCUGAUGCCAUCCAUCUUCUCAGUCAUCCUGUGUGUUCAGUCAAAACACCUGCAUUUUCUACGUAUACCAUUGCCUACAAAGGGUUUAGAAAACAGUGUGCUGUAUGUCAUUUUUCUUUAAGUGGCUUAAUGAUUAGGAUGUACAGUUGGAAGGGCUCAAAGCUAUGACAUUAAAAAUUAUCUCUCAUGGGACUUCCCUGAUGGGAUGGGCCUUCCCUCAUAGACCAGUUGGUAAAGAAUCCCCCUGCAGUGUAGGAAACCCCAGUUUGAUUCCUGGGUCAGGAAGAUCUGCUGGAGAAGGGAUAGGCUACCCACUCCAGUAUUCUUGGGCUUCCCUUAUGGCUCAGCUGGUAAAGAAUCUGACAGCAAAGCGGGAGACCUGGGUUCCAUCCCUGGGUUGGGAAGACCCCCUGGAGAAGGGAAAGGCUACCCACUCCAGUAUUCUGGUGUAGAGAAUUCCAUGGACUAUACAGUCCAUGGGGUCACAAAGAGUCGGACAUGACUGAGCAACUUUCAGUAGUUAAGACUCUGCUUCCACUGCAGGGGGCACAGGUACCAUCCUUGGUCAGGAAACUAAGACCCUGCUUGCCAAGGGACACAGCCACAAAAAAGAAAAAUAACUCUGAAUAGUUUAAACGCAGGCACAGGAUAAAAAAUUUUCAAGUUAAAUUUUGUAUUCACAUAAGUGAAUCUUCAUACAUUCUUCUCACCCUGUCCUCCUUCAUGUAGCAAUCACUGCUAUCAAGUUCAUGUAUAUACUUCCUGAUUUCUCUGUUUGCUUAAGUGUCAACAUACACAUAACACUCUUUAUAAAAAUGUUUUACAUAAAUGGUAGCAAAUUUCUGUACAUUUCUAUGAAUAGUUUUGCUUAGCCAUAUACCUUAAAGAUUGGACCACAUCAAUACAUAGUCGCCUUAUUCUUUUGUAACAACUGCAUAGUAUUCCAUAUGUUUCAUAAUUUCUUUAACUUCAUCAAUUUAGUUUUUACUAAUUUUUGCUCUUUCCAACAAUCUAAUAAUAUCCUUGCACGUACAUUAUUUUAUAUAUGUGUAAUAUAUCCUUAAGAUGAAUUUCUAAAAGUGGAAAUGUUAGAUCAAAAUGUAUAUACUUUUUAAAAGCUUUCUAUCCUCACAGACUCUUACAAUGUACCCAGUGUUCCCAUGACCAACUUCAGUAAUUACCAUUUUAUGGCCAGGCUUGUUUUAUCUGUAUUUCCACCAACUCCUCCAACUCCAUGUUGUUUUUGAAAUAAAACCCAGAUAUAUCAUUUCAACUAUAAAAAUUUUAAUAUGUAUCUCUAAUAAAAUAUAUCACAAUUUUACAAAAAAUUUUCACACCUUAAAAAAAUUGAGAGUACUGCCUUAAUGCUAUUACAUAUCUGAUAGGCAGUGUUCUUUCUGAUUGUUUCAUGAAUGUCUGUUUCAUGAAUGUCAAUUUUUUAAAAGUUAAUCAGGAUCCAAAUAAUGUCCAAAAAUUGUAGUUGAUUGUUGUUUUUUAAGCCUCAGUCUAUGCAUUCUCCUUUAUCCUUGUUUUUGCCUCCAGCAAUUUAAUUUUUGAAAAAGCUAUUUUGUUUGCCUUUAAGUUUCUUAGACCUUGGUUUUUGCUGGCAGAUCCCAGUGAUCAGUUUAACCUGCUCCUCUAUCCUUGGUAUUUCCUAUAAGUUGGUACUUGAUAUCAAGGAUACAUUGAGGUUCAAUUUUUGUUGUUAAGAUUUCUUAUAAGUGGUUAAUAUUGAGAGGCAUAAUAUUUAGGUGUCUUUUUAUGAUGUAGCAGCCAUUGAUGUUCAAUUCUGUUAAUUGGUAAAUCUGUUAAUAGGGACUACAAAAUGAUAUAUUAUUCCUUUUCCCUUUUUUAGCUAGAAUACUUUUAUAAAGAAAAACGUCCCCUAAACUGCUGUUUGGUUACCCAUGCAAAGACAAGUUUCCAAAAUAAUGAGCUGGUUCUCUAGCCUACUGCCAUGGUAACCAGUGAGUUUAGGGUGGUGUGUAUGUGAAACAUAUUCAGUACAUUUAAAUCUAUGUAAGCUGUACUCUCAUUGAUGCUCAGAUUGUCCCCUGUGUGGUUUGACACAGGAGUGUCAAAAAGGACACUUGUCUUUGAUCACUGGCUUGGUGUCUGCCACAGUAGGAUGUCCCAGGCUCGUCUUUUUCAUUUCCCUAGUUCCCACCUUGAUGUAGCCAUUUUCUAAGGAGUCCUUUUUCUUUCUGGUAAUUUGGUACUUUCCAAAAUGGUAUUUAGAAACCACAGUCACUAGUUGUACGUCAUUCUGCUGUUUGGACAUUUUUUUAUAUAAAUACACAUUUUAGGCCAUUUUGUAUAAAUCACUCAAGUGCCUUCAGGAAGAUUAUGCAUCUAUGCAUCUGCCCACCUUACAAGAGAUCCCAAAGCACCACAUGAAUCCAUCUAAUAUUUAUUGAAUGUUCACCAUUGGCUGGGUGAAAAAUGGAAAAGUCACUUUUGUUUUUUCUUUCAUUCCUUUGAUUAUGAUGAAUAGAGAUGACCAUUGUUCACAUAGUUGUUGACCACUGGUUUUGCUUUCAGCAUGGUGCCUAAAAUAUAGUAGGUGCUCAAUAAAUAUUUAAUUGAAUAAAUUAAUUGUAUAUCCAUAUGCUUUAUUCACUUAAUAUUGAGGUAGUCAUAUUUUUCUUACUUGAGAGAACUAUUUUUAAGAGGAAUAAAUGUGUACAAAAUUCCUAGUACAAUGCCUGAAAUUCAGCAAGUGUUAGUUCCCUGCCUUGUUGUUUGUGUCCAUUGUUAUUUGUGCCUCUGAUUGGGUUUAUUUUUCUACUUUAAGAAAUGGAGGGACUUCCCUGGUGGUCCAAUGGCUAAGACUCCACACUCCCAGUGCACAGGGCCCGGUUCAAUCCCUGGUCGGGGAACAAGAUCCCACAUGCUCCAACUAAGAGUUCACGUGCUGCAACUAAGACCCAGUGCAGCCAAAUAAAUAAAUAAAAAUUUAGUUAAAAGAAAGAUAAGUUGAGAGUCAAAGAGACAAAGUAGUUUGCCCAAGGCCUCUUAAGUGGAAGAUCCUAAUUUCAAGGACAAGGGCACGACAGGGUAGAGUUUCAUGUGUACAGAUUUGAGUGUAUGACUGAAAAGGAAAAAGAGCAAUGUUUUUUUCAGAUAAUCUAUAAAUUUCAGUCUGAAAAAAACACUGGUGGCUCAGAUGGUAAAGAAUCCACCUGCAAUGCAGGAGAUCUGGGUUUGAUCCCUGGGUUGGCAAGAUCCCUUGGAGAAGGGAACAUCUACCCACUCCAAUAUUGUGGCCUGGAGAAUUCCAUGGACUGUAUAGUCCGUGGGGUUGCAAAGAGUCAGACACGACUGAGUGUCUUUCACUUAUAAAUUGCAGUCAGUUCAUGGCCCUAACACAGAAAGUGGAAAUGCUAGGAACAAAAGGAUGAAAGAACUUAAUAAGAUUUUUGUUUGUUUUAUCCUUAUAAAAAAGUAAAAAUGCCCAAAUAGAAUACAGAGAAUAUAGGAAAAUGGGAGGGAAAAAUGUUUACCUUAAACAUAAAUGUUACCAUUUUUGCACACUUCCUUCUAGCUUCGAAGUUUUUAAAAAUUCAAACUUUGUCUUUACUAUGGAACACUUCAAACAUGCACAGAAGUAGAAAGUGUAGUAGAAUGAGCCCUCAUAUUCUCAUCACCCUGCUAUAUAAACCAUCAGCUGAGGAGCUUCCCUGAUAGCCCAGUGGUUAAGACUUUGCCUUCCAAUGCAGGGGGUAUAGAUUUGAUCCCUGGUUGGAGAGCUGAGAUCCCACAUAUCUUACGGCCAAACAGAAGCAAUAUAGUAACAAAUUCAGUAACUUUUAAAAAUAGUCCACAUCAAAAAAAAAAUCUAAAAAACCGUCAGCCCGUGGUCAGGGUUGUUUGUCUGUACUCACAUCUACUUCCUGUUUCAUGGGAUUCUUUUGAAAGCUGAUCUCAGAUGUUAUAUGAUGACAUCUGAAAAUAUUUCAGUAAUUAUCUCUUAAAGGGACUUUUAAAAAUAUCGGUAAGAAUUUCUAAUCCUGAGCCUCUAGUAGAAAACAGUAAAAUUUUUUACCAAAUGCAUUUCAGCUGAUUCUCACUGUGAUUGCAGAGAAAGUUGUUUCAUAUGCAUAGGAGAAUUAGGAAUUUAGGACAAGACUUUCCUAGAAACGACAUUCUCUCCUAGAUUCUCUCUUUUCUUUUCAAAAAGAAAAAUUAUCAGAUGUGAUUGUGAAAUGUGAAGGGUUUUUUAUUGUUUGUAUGAAAAAUAACUGACAUGGUACAAGUUUUACCCAUAAUUCUAAAUCUUUGAUGUGUUUAGAAUUGCAUUUGCUACUCUGUUCUUAGGAGGCAGUCAGAUACCUGUUGAAUGACUGAGUUAAUAAAGUAGGCAAGUAAUAAAAUAUUUUUAUGGUGAGGAAAGAUGUAGGUGGGGAACUUUCCCUUUAAAAAAUUUUUUUUAAGAUAAAUAUAGAUAUGAAAUUACUCACUUAGAAGUCACCAUGCCUUAAACCUUGGCUGAAGAAUUUCACAAGUAAUUCCGAAGAAUUAACUUAUUUUUUUUGGCUAGGCUGUAUGGCUUGCAGGAUGUUAGUUCCCUGAACAGGGAUCCAACCCAGGUCCCAGUAAAAGCACCAAGUUUUAACCACUGGACCGCUAAGGAAUUCCCAAGAAUUCACAUAUUUUAAUUUUGGAAAUAAAGUUUGAUAUUUCAUCUUUGUUAGAUUCAUAAGCAACAUUAAUGAUGGACCAGGUUGCUUUACUAUUCCAGCUAGGAAUCCCUCAGGCAUCUCAAGUGUAAUAUCUAAAGCCAGGUUUACAUCUCCACCACCCCCACCUUACAGCUCCAAAAUCCUCUUUUUCUUCCACGUUUCUAAUAUAUCUUCUAACAAUGUCCCAGUUGGCCUGGUCUCCCAAGCCAUAAAUACACUAUUGGCUAUGAGUUCUAGUACCUUAUCUUCCACAUCUGAAAUAUCAGCUUUAGGAUCAGGUCUGGACUCUAUCACUAGAUAGAUAUGAUAACCUAGCUUCUCUAAGCAUCUGUUUGGGGCUCAUAAUAGUACCUCAUGGAGUUAUCAUGAAAACUUCAAUGUGAAAACCUAGCAGAGUUUCCAGCACAACAACAAAAUCAGAAAGAAAAGUCUGAUGUUACAUAACAAUUCAAAGUUACUUUAAUAAUUGCAGGCAUACCUAAAUUGACCCAUUCCUAGUCAUACAAAUAAGCUCCUCUAAUUCAGUAAAUGGCCCCCAUUGCCCACCCUGAUACCCAGGGACCCUCCUUGGCCUGCCUCUCCCUGGUUAUUUUGAAAUCUCUUUUGCUUCUAUCACUGGGGCAUUUCUGGAACACACACCCCUUUGGUGAGUACCAUGAAGAGGUACUUUAGGGUGAUAAGCCCUGAGGCCAGAAUUCCUGAGUUCAAGUACUCUACUUUACUUGCCAAGUGGCCUUGAACUAGCUUCAUAAUUUGUGUCUAGGUAGUAAUUCUUAUGUGCGGAUACAAAUAAUAUACGCUUAGAGCGCGUCUGGAACAUAGUAAAGGUUGAGUACAUUUAAUUCAGUUCAACUCUACUUACUGAGCACCUACUAUAUGUCAAGCACUAUUCUAGACCCUGGAGAUACAGUAGUGAGCAACACAGACAAAAAGCCCCUCCUUCCUGCAGGUUGUAUUCCAAAUAGGGGAAGAGAGACCAACAUCAUAAGUCAAUUUUGCAGUAUGUUGGAAGGUGUUAUGCAGUGAGGUGAAAAAAAGGGCAGGGUAAGGAGAUCAAGAAUGGGAGGGAUGUUGCAAUACAGCGAUUGCUAGUUAUUGUCAUCACCAAGUAUUUAAUAAUUGUUCUUUUAUAUAUGUUAAUACAUAUAUGUGUUUCUUACUUAUUAAUUAAUGAACUCAUUACUGUUUAUCAUUUGUUGUUGUUGUUUAGCCGCUGAGUCUUGUCUGACUCUGCAACCCAAUGGACUAUAUAUAGACCACUAGGAUCCUCUGUCCAUGGAAUUCUCCAGGCAGGAAUACUGGAGUGGGUUGCCAUUUCCUUCUCUAGGGGAUCUUCCUGACCCAGAGAUCAGACCCACAAUCUCCUGCUUCGAAGGCAGGUUCUUUACCGCUGAGCCACCUGGGAAACCCUUAUUUAUAGUUGUGCUAUGCUAAGUCAUUUCAGUCACGUCUGACUCUUGAUGACACUCUGGACUGUAGCCCACCAGGCUCCUCUGUCCAUGGGAUUCUCCAGGCAAGAAUACUGGGGUGGGUUCCUGUGCCCGCCUCCAGGGGAUAUUCCUAGGAUAAAACCUGUGUCUCUUUCCUCUCCUGCAUUGGCAGGUAGGUGGAUUCUUUACCAUUAGCGCCACCUGGGAAGCCCUUAUUUAUAGUUAUUAAGUGCUAAUUAUUAAGUAGUAUAACCAGUGAUCAUUGUUUAUCAUUGUUACAAUUUUAUUAUUGCCUUAAGUCAGCCCUCAUCAUCUCUUAUGUUUCCUCAGAAAGCUGUAUCUAAAAUCAACUAUGUUCCAUCAAUAGUCUUCACUCACUUAAGGAAUAGAGUGACCUAACUGAAACUUAGCUCUGCUUUGCUCAUCAGCUUCAGCUCUUAGGCCUCCCUCUGGAUCUACCUAAGUCACUUGCAGCUCAUCCUCACAGCAUAUUGUGAUUUCCUGUGACAUAAUGACACAAGAAAGGGACAAGUCACUCUGUGACCAAAUCUGAAAUGAGAGACAAUAAUGCUCUGCAACCACAAAAAUGACAUGGUUCAUGGUACAUGGUUCAGGGUCAUGACUAUUCUUCUAGCUUCUAAUACCCAAGGGGACGUGGGGACUUCCCUGGUGGCCCAGUAGCUAAGGCUCCACACUCCCAAUGCAGGGGCCCUGUGUUCCAUCCCUGGUCAGGGUUACUGGAUCCCACACACUGCAACUAAGAGUUUACAUGCCACAACUAAAGAUCCUGCAUGCUGCCACUAAGACCCAGCACAGCCAAAUAAAUAAAUAUUUAUUUUAAAAAAGCCUGACAUGAAGGGGAAAGGUAUCAGGAAAGACAGGAGAUUUUCUUGGGCAGUCUUUCACCUUCAUUAGAUGCCCAGAGUCCUGAUGCAGGAACUGGAAGGAAAGAUGCUUCAGGCCUUGGCAAGCAAACACAUCCACCUUUGGGGAACAUGGAUGGCCUCUGAGGACAGAACCCUUGAAAUCCAGAGGGCAGCCCCUGGCUCAGGCUCCCUCCUGGGGAUGGUCAGGGUCUUGAGACACUUUAGCUGGGGAAGGGCAGAGAAGAGGCUCCCAGACUCACCUGACUGUGCCUCACCCUCCUUCAACCUGGGGGAUCAGUCCUUACCCUCUGACCUGCAUACAUCUUUUCUGAUACCCACAGUCCUGCAGCUCUUUCCGCUUUACCCACACCAGCGGGAAAUCAGCCCCCUCUUCCUUUCUUACCCACUAUGCCUGGGGAUGUAGUAACAGCCCUGUUUUGCAAAUGAAGAAACAGACUUGGGGUGGUUAGAGCAAAGCCAGCAACAGAACCAGGAUCUGAAUUCAUAUUGGGCUUAGUAGCAAGCCCAAUAAGAUAGCUCAGAGAGACAGUGAGAAAAAACUACAAUAGGGACUUCCCUGUUGGGUCCAUUGGUUAAGACUCCAUCCUUCCAAUGCAGGGAGCGUGGGUUCCAUCCCUGGUCAGGGAACCAAACUACAAUCCCACAUGCUGCAUGGUGCAGCCAAAAAGAAAUAAAUAAAAAUUUAAAAUAAAGAAAAAUCCACAAUGGGA
Molecule: messenger RNA, 13560 nt
Organism: Dama dama (fallow deer)
Lineage: Eukaryota; Metazoa; Chordata; Mammalia; Artiodactyla; Cervidae
Gene: ZNF565
Product: zinc finger protein 565
Exons: 7
Coding region: 285-3137 (950 amino acids)
Biological process (GO): negative regulation of transcription by RNA polymerase II
Molecular function (GO): DNA-binding transcription repressor activity, RNA polymerase II-specific
Source: RefSeq, a predicted model, not a curated record